Molecule: messenger RNA, 2659 nt
Organism: Arvicanthis niloticus (Nile rat)
Lineage: Eukaryota; Metazoa; Chordata; Mammalia; Rodentia; Muridae
Product: preferentially expressed antigen in melanoma-like protein 1
Biological process (GO): negative regulation of cell differentiation; negative regulation of apoptotic process; negative regulation of DNA-templated transcription
Cellular component (GO): cytoplasm
Source: RefSeq, a predicted model, not a curated record
GAAUCCUCUUCCUGAAGAUCUAUCAGGAUGAGCUGCAAGACCCCACCCACACUCCAGGAGCUGGCAGAGGACAGCCUUCUGAAGAACCAGAACUUGGCUAUCUCUGCUCUGGAUGACAUACCCUCCCUUUUCUUCCCAUCACUGUUCAAAAAGGCCUGCAGAAAUAGAUAUGAUGAGAUCAUAAAGGCUAUGGUGCAGGCCUGGCCCUUCCCCCGUCUUCCACUGGGGGCCAUGAUCAGUAAGAAGACUGCCUACAGGAGAAUCUUAGAGAUUAUCCUGCAUGGGUUUGAUGCCUUGCUUUUCCAGAAAGUUCCCCACAGGAGGUGCAAGCUGAAAGUGCUGGAUUUACGGGUUAUGCCUUUGAAACUGUGGAACAGGUUGCCUGUGUUUGGGACUGCUGGUUGCAGUGAGAAUCCAGCAGUGGUGGGCCAUUCGGGAACAGAGGUGAAACCGCAAGUGGAGGUGCUGGUAGACCUGGUCCUGAAGGAAAACCCACUUGGUUCCACAGAGUCCUUCCUUGUUCAGUGGGUGGAUAACAAGAAUGGUUUGGUGAGGCUGUGCUGUUGCAAGCUGCAGAUCUGGGCUAUGUCCAUUUAUUACCACAGAAAACUCUUGGAGAUUUUAGAUCUGGACUCUAUCCAGGAACUGAGUGUGUACUGCAUCAGUAAUCCUGUCUGCCUGCUUAACUUUGCCCCUUACCUGGGCCGCAUGAGGAACCUACGCUGCCUCAUUCUCUCUCACCUCUGGCAGGCCUUCUCUAUGACUCCAGUGGAGAAGCAGCAGGUUAUCACCCAGUUCACUUCUCAGUUCCUCAAACUGAAAAGCCUCCAGAUCCUGCAUCUGGAUACUGUCUUCUUCCUAGAGGGUCAUCUGGAUGAGCUAUUCUGGUGGCUGAAGACACCCUUAGAGACCCUGUCAGUGAUUGAUUGUAAUCUCUCAAAAUCAGACUGGAUCCAUAUAUCUGAGUUCCCGUGUACAAGUCAGCUAAAACACCUGAAUUUGAAGUGGGUCAAACUGACCCAUUUGAGCCCAGAGCCCUUGCGAGUUCUGUUACUAAAAUCUGCAUCUACCCUGAGGUCCCUGGAUUUGGAGGGCUGUCAAAUGAUGGACUCCCAACUCAGUGCCAUCCUACCUGCCCUGAGAUGCUGUACACAGCUCACCAAGUUUAAUUUCCAUGGGAACUAUAUCUCCAUGCCUAUCCUGAGGGAACUGGCAUACAAUGUUGUCAAGCAGAAAUGCCAACAGUCAAAGAUACGCUUUAUCACAAACUGUGAUCAUCACAGUGGUCUGAACUUUGAGGUCAUUUCUCAGCCUCAUAUUGUGUUUGUAGAUGUGAGUAGGACUACUGGGCAGCAAGAACAGGUCUUGUUUUAUGCUCUCUGCUCUGGAGAAUAUGUGUCGUGAUAUCUCUCUAACGUGUUGGGACUUGUUGGAUAUCUGUCUAAUGAGAUGCAGAUUUCAGCUCUCCUGUGGACACUGGGAGGUGUCCGGUCAGACUAUGCACAACACAUGGUUUUAGACUGCUGUUUUUGUGAGUGGGAAGAGAAAAUUGACACUAGAGUGCAAAAAAGUGAGAGUGGUUGACAUAGGGAGUGUGAGACACAUUGGCAGAAGUCAUGGGAGUGGGGUCUGGUUGAGAGGGCAUUCCUCCAGCCUGGUUGUUUUCUGAUUUUAUUGUCAAAAACGGGACCAUCUUUCCUACCUGGAUGAUUAAAAGUCCUAUGACUGCUAGGAACAAACUCGAACUCCUGGUUCUACUUUGAGUACUGAGUAUAGGCUUAUAGCACCUGACCUAGUUCCCUGUAGCUCCUCUAACUAACAUUGUGGCUGUGCCUCUCGUCUUUCUAGUUAAACACUAACAUUUUAUACAGUAGUAGUUUUUGCGGGGCUAGAGAGAUGGUGUAGCAGUUGAGAGCACUUGAUGCUUUUGUAGAGUACCUGGGUUUGAUUUCCCACAGCCACAUGCUGGUUCACAGCCAUCCAGAACUACUUACAGGGGCCACGAGGCACGCAUGUGGUGCAUAGACAUACAUGUAGGCGAAACACUCAGACACGUAAAUCUAAAAUCAUUUAAAAAUUGGUGUUUUGUACUGCUGAGACUGAAUGUCUUGUUGUGUCAGCCAGCACCUAGCAUUACUGUGACAAACACUGUUAAUGUAUUUAUAGUCAUAAAAUGCCACCUAUGAGCUUAGCAAAUUCAACAAGGAAUAUACAGACAAGUAGACAAAAACUCUAGCAGAAAAAAAAAAAAAACCCAAGCUUUUAUGACAAUAUUAAACACCCCAGACCACUGAAGGAUGCAAUCUCCAUCCUGAAUCAUCUGAAGAGGGACAUCAGAUACUGGGCCAUAAUAAUGUGUGUUAUCUGACUGGGUUGAUAUGAGCUCCUGACUCUGUUCCUAGGCUAUAGCACAACAUGCCCCACUGCUGAACUUCUUUAAUUUUUUUUUUUUUUUUUUUUGUGGUUAAUGUGCUGUGUCUACAAAUGAGGCUGUGGUUAAAUGUCAGGUGUCUGUGUGUCUUGCCCUCAUUCCCUUGACAAGGCUUUCAUGGAACCAGAAGCUUGAUGGUUCACCUAGACCUAGGACUGUUAGCCAGAGGGCUCCCAUAGGUCUGCCGGUCCCUAUGCUGGAGUUACAGGCUCAUGCAUCUAUGACUGA